Molecule: messenger RNA, 4525 nt
Organism: Sardina pilchardus (European sardine)
Lineage: Eukaryota; Metazoa; Chordata; Actinopteri; Clupeiformes; Clupeidae
Gene: rnf38
Product: ring finger protein 38
Exons: 13
Coding region: 164-2236 (690 amino acids)
Biological process (GO): protein ubiquitination
Molecular function (GO): ubiquitin protein ligase activity
Source: RefSeq, a predicted model, not a curated record
GUUGAUGGUCUGUCACAUUUCACACUGACACCGACCGAACGGAGGAUCAUACACCACUCAAAAGAUCACCAGUGCGUUGGUGCCUGGAAUAUCGUGUAUUUGACUGAAUUCUGGUGCCUUUUGGAGGAAGCAAAAACGACGGAAAGGAAACCCCCCAAAGGAAAUGCCAAUCGCCACCACUGGUCAACCGACAACUCAAGAGCCCCGCGUUUGUUCCCAACUCCCCGCAACCCCUGAGCCCAUUCCGAAACGGUCAAAUUUAUGUGACGACACGGGGGGACAUUCACAAGACCUAUCGCACGGGGGACCGGAGGUGGUUAGAGGCGCUCGAAACCAUAGCCAGACCGCCGCCAGGCUCCCUCUAGCUCUCGGAUCCUCCUCUCCGUCGCAAUCCCCUCCCACGUCCUCCCACCUCUCCAGUUCGCUCCACCACCAACCCCCUCCCAUGGCAACGGAACCACCUAGGACUCGAUCGCGUUCGCGGUCUGGAUUUUACCAAUGUGGUGUGAGUGGAGGACCUAAUGGUAACAACAAUAGCAGCAGCAGCAUCAACAACGGUAGUAACAUUCAUAAUACUGGCGGAGCGAUCGGCGUGAGCCAUACACAGCAGCACAACUCCGGAUGUGUACCGUUCGGUGCUCACGGUCACACGGAAAAUCUACGCCCCCCUGGAGGGAUCCUGUCUCCUGGUGCACACAGACACUCAGGCCCCAGCGCUCACAGAAACCUUGGCGCAGGAGCCAUCGGGGGAGCUUACCACUGCCACCCAGACCAUGCGUGUGCGGAGGGCGCUGAUAAGGUGGAGGACAGCCCGAGUCCCAAGCGCCAGCGUCUGUCGCAGCACUCGGUGCUGGAGCUGACUUCGGCGCCGCCCCAGACGCCCUCGCCCCCCAUGAGGCCGUGGGAGCUCCCGCCCACGCGCAGGACACACCCCUACACGCACACACACUACCAGCCCGAGCGCUGCCACACGCCCGCACGCCACCGCCGCAGCCCACCUGUGCGUCGUCAGCGCAGCCGGCGUGAGCGGUUGUCACGGCAGCACCCGCCGCACCACGGCUCUCCUGGAGGCGGCCAGGAUGAGAACUACCGGCACCCGGCGCAUGUGCCCCUGCCCCACCAGAGCUACCCCUACAGCCAGCACCCCCCGCCCCCCGGCCUGGAGGAGCCGCGCGCCUUCCACCCCCCCACGCUCUCCCCGCGCCUGCUGCACCCCCAGCAGCAGGGAGCCAUGCUCAUGGACCUGCACGAACAGCUCCCUCAGGGCACAGUGCCGGUGUCGUACACGAUGUCUCCGAUGCCCCCUCACGCGCUGCCCCCUCCCCUCUGCAGUGGGCAGCACAUCCCCGCCUGCUCCUCGCAGCAGCAGGUGCCCGCCUGCUCCGUCGUCUUCAGUGGACAACACUACCCUGUCUGCAGCGUACCGCCGCCGAUGCUGCAGGCAUGUUCGGUUCAGCAUCUACCAGUUCCGUAUGCCUUUCCCUCCCUGCUGUCCAGUGACCCGCCUUUCCUGUUGCACCCCCCACACCUCUCCCAUCACCCCCCUCACCUCCCACCGCCAGGACAAUUUGUGCCCUUCCAGACACAGCAGUCUCGCUCGCCCCUGCAGAGGAUUGAGAAUGAGGUGGAGUUGCUGGGCGAGCACCUGUCUGUAGGCGGGGGCUUUAACUACCCCCCCUCGGGCCACCCCAGCCCUCUGCCCCCACAGACGCCCCUGCAGUUCCUCUCCCACGACCCACUGCCACAGGAGCUCUUUGGAGUGCCGUACCCUCCCUUCAUGCCCCGGCGAAUCACAGGCCGUCGCUACCGCUCCCAACAGGCAGCAGCCCCUCCUCCAAUACACCCCAGCUUCCUGCCCUACUUCCUGUCCAUGUUCCCAGUUCAGCCCACUGUAGGUCCAGCCAUCAGUCUGGAGCUGGAUGUGGACGAUGGAGAAGUGGAGAAUUAUGAGGCCCUGCUGAAUCUGGCGGAGCGUCUCGGGGAGGCCAAGCCACGGGGCCUGACGAAAGCAGAUAUAGAACAGCUGCCUUCCUACAGAUUCAACCCCACUAACCAUCAGUCAGAGCAGACGCUGUGUGUCGUGUGUAUGUGUGACUUUGAGUCUCGUCAGCUCCUGAGAGUUCUACCCUGCAACCAUGAAUUCCAUGCCAAGUGUGUCGACAAAUGGCUCAAGGCCAACAGAACUUGUCCUAUAUGCCGAGCGGACGCCUCGGAAGUGCAGCGCGACUCCGAGUGACCUCUGACCUAACCUGAGUCACCCUGCCCCACAAAUGCACACACACACACACACACACACACACACACACACACACACUCUGAGCUGUACCCACCGCUGUACCCACUAACCCUAGACGCAACGUGUGUAUAUACAGUUCAUUCAUCUCAUCAUGAAUUACAUUCUCUCUCUCUUUCUUUCUUUCUUUCUUUCUCUCUCUCUCUCUCUCCUCUCACCCAUCUGUGAGCACUCUUCUUUUUCUGUCUCUCUGCAUUACAUAUACAUCCUUGUCUGGGUUUGUUUAGUCACUAACUCUUGAGAGUGGAAGUCCAAAGAUAGUCCUCUUUAUUUUAUUAAUAUUAUAAUGGUUGUAAUUAUGCCUCCUGAUUAUGUUCUGUUCUAGAAUAGUUUGUUCUGAUGUCAAAUGCAUUAUUAUGAUUUUUAUUUUUUUUCUCUCCUUUUUUAUUGCGGUUGGUCGAUUGUGGUCUCUAGUGCUUGUGUGGGUGUGAGUGGCACAGUGUGGGUGAGUUUGGUGCGUGUUUGUGCACUAACAUUCCUGGGUAACCGAGCGCACUUGUCAAUGUGGCUGUAGGCUCCGCGUGCAUGUGCAUUUUUAUAUAUUAAUGUAUCUAUCAAUAUAGAGGGAAAAAUAACCACAAACUUUCAUAUGAAUUUAAAAAAAAGUAAUGGUGUGUUCUUUUUUUUUCUUCCAAAACUGAGAAACAGAUUUUAUGAUAUAUUAAGAUGAAUUUGGAAGGGUGGGAAAUGGUUGAGGGGCUAUAUGAUCUACCAGUCUUAGGGAGUUGGAAUACUGUGAGGUGGGCAUGUGUGAUAUGUGAGUGAUUGUAUGUGUGUGUGUGUGUGUGUGUGUGUGUGUGUGUGUGUGUGUGAGAGAGCAAGAUAUGUGUGUGCGUGUGUGUUAUUUAUGCAGUAUGCGUGGUACAGUACACUGGCUUAACCUGUUCAAUUCGGUUUGCUCCACUCUGAUUGGCUGAGGUGCACACUGACACAGCGUAUGAUUGGUGGGGAGGCAUGAGGUAUUAGCAAAUUUGUAUUUUUUUUUAUUUGUCAGAAAGUGGUCCUUCAUACUUCAAUCACUGAGUCCUUGAAAGCACAUUCAUUUUCUUCUCUCCCUCUCUCUGAUCUCAUUAUGAGCAAGAUUCUAGAGGUUGAGUAACGGCACACACACACACACACACACACACACACACACACACACACAAAUACGAACAUACCCCUCACUUUGUCAAGGUCUGUACAGAGUCACUGCCAGAUCCACAAGGGGAAGUCCUUAAUGUGUUAGUUAGGUAGACAGGACGCCAAGUGGGGUUGGGUGUUAUGUGUGCACAGGGUGAAAUCAAACACUGUAGCAUCAUGAAUAUAAAGGGAACUCUACACUUGCACACAAUACUGAUUAAUUAACAGGUACAAACGUAUAUUAGUAUUAAUGUAUUUUUCUGCGUCCCAUUUCUCCCUCCAAUAUCCCCCACUGAGCGCGUGCAGUACCACACCUUUGAUACUUCACCUGUCUGUCAUGAAGCCAGCUCAGAGCCGUUACAGCAAUAUGCUAGAUUUCAGCAUGUGGACAUUUUACCUUAAAGACAUUACACUCUGUUUAUUGCUGUGUGUGUGUGUGCUUGUGUGUGUGUGAGAGAGAGAGUGAGUGAGGUUGUGUGAUUUAGGUUUAUAUUCAUGUUACAAAUCCUUCAAAUGCAUUUAGCCGGCAGCAUGACAGGUGUGAAGGUGUCUCAGGGGUGGAACUGCCAGCCGGAGCCCACAGUGUCUUAAUGAGAGAUGCCUUUAGCUGUUCGUCCGUUCUCAGCAUCAGUGUCAUAGGUGGUCACCGUGGUGACGUGUGUCCAUGUGCUGCCCUCUGCCCUCUGCCAUUCCGUAUGACACGUGUGCUUGUGUGCUCCGCCGUCACGUCAGCGCUGGUGCAUUAGGAGCUCACUCUGCCUGGUACACUAGCGCUUACCUCAUGUUCACUAUUUAUCUAAACCUGCACCAACAUUUCCUCAUCUGCUAUUACUUUGCUUUUGUUAUUAUUGCUUUGGUGUGGUUUGUAUUUUUUAUUUUUCCCAUUUAAAACACAAUUGUAUCAUUUAACAUGAUGUUUCAUAUGUAUAAUAUCUGUAACCAAAAUCAUUUGAAGGCUUGAUAUAAAAGAUUUUUAACAGACAUUUGUACAUUUUUUAUCAGAGUUAUUACUAGUGAUGCUUUACUAAGUAGUGCAAUUUUUUUCCAACUCCUGGUACCAGUCUUUUGGAUCUCAAAGGGUGGUUCAAUAAUAAAUACAUUAUGUUCUCUUUC